UCCCACGCGUAUGAGACGUAAGACGUUUAGCGGAUGCUUUCUGUCAGUGUGGAGACCUAGAAACCGUCGUUCCUCUUGCUGCAUCCCUGCAUUUGUAGACUAAACUGUCUCACUUUGUUGCAUCUGUGUCUAACGAGGUGCGAACCCCGGAGGAGCUGCCACCCUCCUCUUCCUCCUCUUCCUCCUCCUCCUCCUCCUCCUCCUCCUCCUCCUCCAUCUCGUCGUGGUGCAGCAGCAGCCAGCGCGGUGAGUGCGUCCUGCAGCAGCAGCAGCAGCAACGGCACCUGUCGUUUCAGGACGGGCUAAUAACUGCCUCAGGAGUAGAAACAAGGUAGAAACGACGCUGGGGAUCCCUAAAUACCGAUGGCUUCAUGUGUAGAUAUUUGCGCCUCUGAAAAUUACGCAUCGAGCCCUUGAUGCUGAAGCGUGGUGAGGCUGAGGGGAGCAAUUUCACUGCAUCCCUCUGAAGGCACAUACACACCUGCAGAAAUCGUGGAGCCUUUUGGAUACAAGCUCUUCACAGGAAACAAUGAGAGGCUGCCUGCUGCCUGCAAUCUUUCUGCUGCCCUUGGUGGCUUCAGAGUCUGAGCACUGUAUAAUAAAGCGUGAACAUGAGAAGUGCAUGGAGAGGAUCGCAAUGCACAACCCAGAUGGCACAGAAUUCGCAUGUGAGUGGAUGUGGGACAACCUGACCUGCUGGCAGGCGGCCAGUAUUGGAGAGGUUGUGGUGGUCAACUGUCCAGAGCUGUUUCAUGACUUCAUGAGCCCUGAAGAUGAAAUGGGGAAGAUCAGUCGUAACUGCACCGAGGACGGCUGGUCUGAGCCUUUCCCUCACUACGUGGACGUCUGCUUCUUCUACGACAACACGACCAAACCUGACAUGUACUACGCCUCAGUCAAAGCUCUGUACACAGUCGGGUACAGCACAUCGCUGGUGUCUCUGACCACAGCUAUGGUCAUUCUCUGCAGGUUCAGGAAGCUCCACUGCACCAGGAACUUCAUUCACAUGAACCUGUUUGUGUCCUUCAUCCUGAGAGCCAUCUCAGUGUUUAUCAAAGACGGCGUGCUGUACGCUCAGGAGGACAGCGACCACUGCUUCGUACACACAGUGGCGUGUAAAGCGGUGAUGGUUUUCUUCCAUUACUGCGUCAUGUCCAACUAUUUCUGGCUGUUCAUUGAAGGUCUGUAUCUCUUCACUCUGCUGGUGGAGACUUUCUUUCCUGAGAGACGCUAUUUCUACUGGUACACCAUCGUAGGAUGGGGAACUCCCACCAUUUGUGUGACUGUCUGGGCAGUUCUGAGGCUGCAUUUUCAUGACACUGGGUGCUGGGAUACAAAUGAGAACACUGCCCUCUGGUGGGUGAUCAAAGGACCAGUGGUGGCCUCCAUAAUGAUCAAUUUCGUCCUCUUCAUUGGAAUUAUAAUCAUCCUGGUCCAAAAACUGCAGUCUCCUGAUAUCGGAGGGAACGAGUCCAGCAUUUAUCUCAGCUGUGCUCAGAAAUGCUUCAGUGAGCCCACACAGGCUGUUCAACAUUCGUGCAGGAUGUCAGAGUUAUCCACCAUCACACUGCGUCUGGCGCGCUCCACCCUCCUGCUCAUCCCCCUGUUUGGGAUUCACUACACUGUGUUCGCCUUCUCGCCCGAAGAUGUCAGCAAGAGGGAGAGGCUGGUCUUUGAGCUGGGGCUUGGAUCUUUUCAGGGCUUUGUGGUAGCUGUCCUCUACUGUUUCCUCAAUGGAGAGUUUCUCCCUGAAGGUGCAGUCGGAGAUCAAGAGGAAAUGGCGCAGCUGGACGGUGAACCGGUACUUUGCUGUGGACCUGAAGCAGCAGAGGCACCCUUCGUUGGCCAGCAGUGGAGUGAACGGCGGGACUCAGCUGUCGAUCCUCAGCAAGAGCAGCUCCCAGAUACGAAUGUCCAGUCCACUGGCGGAGAACGCCAACAUCAGCCUCCCGACCUGAGCGUCUGAUUGGCCGGAGUCAGCUUCAAGGUGCCGUUCCACUUACGUACUUUAGACCAAUCAGAACAGACCAAAGUGGCCCCUCACACUUCCUCUAUUUGGUAGUUUGGCCUUCAGAAUAUUUCUGAAAGCAUCCACUGAAGGUGCACAGCUAGCUUUCAUAUUUUAUCAUUUAAUUUGAGUCAUUACAUUUUACUAUUUUAGAGCUGCAAUUGACUCUGUAUGUGAUUAAUGAUGCACUUAUUUUUAGAAACUUGAACGUUGCAUUCAGCCCUUUUAUUGUUUUAGAAAUGAAUAAUAUUAAAAUAGAACUGGUGCCAAAAGAAACACUAUUAAUUUAGAAAAAAAUAAAAUAAAAAUCAAUACUUCAAUAUAAAAUGUUGGGGCCACAUUUGGCUGUUGGUGUAAAGUAAAUGUGCUUCAAAGUGCCCUGCAGGUUGCCUGACUGGAUCUCAUUACAGUCUAGAGUUAAAUAUCAACCAAACGUUCGCCUUGCUUGUACAAAUGCUCAUUGUUUAAAUGUUUCAUCUUGAAUUUAAACAUUUUUCUACAAUCAGCCGUAAGUACAGAGUAUGUCAAAAUAUAUGUAUGAAAAGAAAACAACUCAUGGAUUGUGUAAAUAGUUACUUUUGGUGUCUAGAUCAGAGUUUCUUUUGUUAGCAUAACGCAGUGUUGUAAUGACCUUUUCAAACAAAAGGAACUGGAGCCCAAAUCUGUAGACUUCAUCACAUAUCCUGAGGACCCAGAAGAUCCUGCCCACUCUAUUCUGGACUUGUUCAUAUGAAAUUAAAAAAAUAAAGAUACAUAUAAAAACUUAAAUGAAUGAGCACUGAACAGCAGUGUUUCCCAACCUUGGAGUCAAAGAUGAAUCAUGAGAAGUUCCAUGCAGCGUGCACAUUGUAUGCCUUUUUUCUUGUAAAAUAAAAGAGCGUUUCGCAUUUUAGGCCGAAAAUAAACUAUGUGAAGGUAGAAUCACUUGUGUUUUCGGUGAAGCGUUGUUGUUUUGAAGGGUGACAAAUCAUAAAGGUUGGGAAACGCUGCUGUAGAGGACCUCACAGUACGCAAGAGAAAUAAAAACGCUCUCUGAAGUGAUUUAUCCUCCCAGCUUGAGCCUUUAGCUGCACUACACUAGUCUCCAGCUGGCUUUUCCUUUUCACGGACAUGUGUUUGCAGGCUGUGAACAUUAGUAUUACAUGUGCCAUUUAGUGGUAGCUUUUGGCCAAAGCUCUUCAUAGUGCCAAGACAUCAUACGUACAGUAUUUUAUUGUAGACGGUGAGAACAACACCAUCCACAUGCUCUUGAAGAUACCAGGACUCUAUCGUGUUCUCUUUCCUCUGAGCUCAAACCCAUUGUGCCAUAUUGAACUGAUCUGCAUCUGAUUUUUUUAACUGAUCAUCUCCUACAUUCAUAUUCCAAAGUGCCUAGUCAGUCAGAAAUAGUUCUCACUUUUAUUUACAGUACAGUGAGCGGACAGUUUAAACGGUGUAGUACGAGUCAUUUACUUGCAAAGAAUGUACAGAGACGUGUGUUUUAUUGUGGAUGACAAAAUUAUGCUUCUUCUUUGUGUGCAACAGAACUCCAUUGGUGAAAUUCUGCUUUUUGUCAUUUGUAUAUUUGACACAUAAUGUGUUGAUUUUUUUUCCCCCAGUUGAAUUACUGGUUUAUCCAUUCAAACAACUCAGCAUCAAACACAUUUACUGCUUCAAAACAGAAAUCAUAAAUGUUUUAACAGUCAAACCCAAAAUGCUUUAAUGUGCCAGCUCUUGACAAUCGUAGAGUGAUGCUCAUUUUUCAUUUUUUCUUGCUGCACAAACAAAGCUAAUAAACAAUAAAUCAGUGGGGCAGUUAUUUAUUAAAGCUAAAUGUCAAAUGAUGUGUACAGAAGGAUUUAUCCACCAUAUUUACUUGAGAUAUUUAUUUUUUGGUACUGUCAUCUGCAUGGAUUAUAAGAAUGUAGUAUCUUCAAACAAUGAACUGAGGAUAUUGUUGAACAGAUAAGGAUGUAUAUUUAUUUUCGAGGAACUAGUGCCAUGUGAAAUGAUUAAAUGUACAGUAUACAUGCUUUUUUUCUGUGUAACAUAGUUGUAUGACAGAUGUGUGAUUUCAUUACAUUGACUGAUAUUGGCUUUCUUGGUCAAAGUGCCAUGAAUGUGGUGGAGAUGUGGCACAAUGUCUCUUUUGUGACUAACGAAAGACAAAAACAUGAACUGCUGUCCAAAGCUGCCAAAACAUAGACACAACCUCUAAAAAAACAACAACGAUUGAACAUUUUGUUUCAUGCAUCAUCUUGACUGCUUUUGGACAGAACAGUGAGUGAAUGUUAGACAAGAUACUAUCAAGGAAACAGGCUGAGAAGAUGAUUGUAUUAUAAAUAGGAAGGUUUGAACAUCUGCAACCGAUAAAACACAAAGUGUGUACAAGGGUGUGAUGAAAACCACUCUGCUGCUGCUUACGUGUUUCUAUCACCAGCCGUCACUCUGAGUCUGAAUCAGCUCAGAUGGAAACGACCAUGUGUCAAAGCUGUUACUGUCUGUGAAAAAAAGAAGAGGAACGCUCCUCACUAGACGUGUCUGUACUGUGUGUUUGUCUUGUCUACCACAAGGUGGCGGCAGAGUUUGAUGAUAGGGGAAUUGAGGCAUUAAUAUGCCUUAUUAUUAUUAUUGUUUACAUGUAUCUUUGUGACUUUCCUUUACAUGAAUCAAACAGCAAGCCUGCAAUUGUGUACAUAAGGCCUGAUGCGACCAUUGAAAAUAAUGUAAAAGCUGGUGAUUUACUUCCCUCAACCCCCUUUUUUUUAAACUCUUCACUUUAAUUUCAAAACAAACUGUGAACUGCCUGAAUUUAAAAACUUUUACUGUGAGAUGGGAGGAAAUUUGAAGAGUUAGUUGCACUUUAUAGAACUACAGAAAAAUCAAGCACCGUUGCUUUCACACCUUUCCUCACAAACACUUCCUCUUGCACUUUUUUUUUUGCACUUUUUUUUUGCGGUACAGUAAUACAAUGACCAUCCUUAAUGUAUCAAAGAAAAGCCCUCCACAUGUUUUCACAAAGCAUUUUGACCUUUAAGGAAACUUAUUGACUUUCUUGCUGAGAGAUAAAUAAGAAGAUUGACACCACUCUCUAUGUGUAUGCUACAUCUGGAGUCAAGCCAGCAGAAUGGUUACUUAGCAUCUCAUAGAUAAAGGUGUUAGAAGGGAAACACCUCUGAAGCUCAUUUUGCUUUCAAUAAGUAAAAUGGAAAGACUUUUUUAAAAAUUAAUGUAAAAUAACAAGAAGAAAACCUUUGGAAACUCAACUAUCAGACUAAUUUGCAAACACCGGAAGGUUUUUUUUUGUUUGUUUGUUUUUUUUUGUUUUUUUGUUUGACAAAAAAAAGACAGUGAUACUUGGUUUGCAAAGAAAUAAACCAUGGGCUGUGUUUGAUUGGUUUUACGUUUUUUUGAUUCAGUCACCUGAAACUUUUUUUUCAUUCACGGGCAAGUCUUUGGAAGUAUAAAUGGCUGUUAGAUUCAAAUAAACCACAGUGUGUCAUUUUACAAUCUGUUUUGUUUACAGAUUAAAUAAACUAUAUACAUUUUGUCAAGAUGCUAAUAUCCACUAGCUAGCAGUUUGCCCACUAGCUAAUAGCAGCUAUCUACUAUCUCUGUUUCCCUUUGCCAGAGUACCACCUAGCUAGCUAAUUAGUUAGCUAAUAUCUACUCUGUGUUUUCCCUAUUUUGAGUAUUAAUGGUGUCCAUCUUCUUACAUCUCAGCAAAAACAACGUGUCAAAGUCAUGUUUAAAUUGUAACUAUUCUCUCUGUGACAUAUCUCUGUGCUUAAACGCCAUUUCUCUGGCGUUUGUGCCUGUUGAGCUGGUUUUAUCAAGUUCUGAGUGUAUGUGAGUUCUAUUGAUUGCCAAUGAAUUUUUGAAUGUACCGUUGUUGCUCAGCUGCUCUUAAAUGUUGCCUGCUGUCAAUUUGCCAUGGUGUACAAAUGAUGUCUUUUCUUUAUCAUAUAUGUAUAUUUUUUGGCGCACAGGUGAACCUCUUGACUACGACCUGUAAUGUUUGUGACUGUGUUUUUGUACAUUUAUGUUUAUGUACCAGUUUUCAGAGUGUAUGUGCGUUUGAAAGUUGGAGUGACUGUAUUCUGUAUGCAUGUGUAUGUAAUGACAAGCAUUCAUGAGGAUAUAAGUAACUUAAAUGUUAAAAAUAAAUAUGUAUAAACUUUCACCUGACUUAUGUUGUACCUGUGACAGUGCGUCAUGUGUAAUAAACGUUCUGGUGUCCAACAUUUAUGUCCCCAGUUGUGUAAAAUUGACUGCAAAAUAAAUCUGUGGUAUGUUGUUGUG
Acanthochromis polyacanthus (spiny chromis) is the source of this 6289-nucleotide messenger RNA. Its product is annotated as pituitary adenylate cyclase-activating polypeptide type I receptor-like. Gene Ontology annotation, molecular function: vasoactive intestinal polypeptide receptor activity; peptide hormone binding; G protein-coupled peptide receptor activity. Bases 530 to 1966 code for a protein of 478 amino acids. The transcript has 15 exons. The record is from RefSeq and is a predicted model, not a curated record. Gene Ontology annotation, cellular component: neuron projection; plasma membrane. Gene Ontology annotation, biological process: adenylate cyclase-modulating G protein-coupled receptor signaling pathway; cell surface receptor signaling pathway. NCBI's taxonomy places the organism in Eukaryota, Metazoa, Chordata, Actinopteri, Pomacentridae.